Molecule: messenger RNA, 837 nt
Organism: Hyaloscypha bicolor E
Lineage: Eukaryota; Fungi; Ascomycota; Leotiomycetes; Helotiales; Hyaloscyphaceae
Product: Cloroperoxidase
Exons: 3
Coding region: 1-837 (278 amino acids)
Molecular function (GO): peroxidase activity
Source: RefSeq, a predicted model, not a curated record
AUGGUUCUACCACACUCAACAGCUCUCUCUCUCCUCCUUCCCCUCUCCGCGGCUCAAAACUUCUCCGCUUGGUCUCCCCCAGGGCCAGGAGAUGUCCGGUCCCCGUGUCCAGGCCUCAGUUCUCUUACGAGCCACGGUUUUAUCUCACAUAACGGCAAAAUCCUUACGAUUCCCAUUCUUAUUAAUGCCCUCAACGAUGGAAUGAAUGUUGGAGCCGAUUUCGCCACAGUCAUAGGAGGAGCGGGCCUCCUCUCGGCCCCAGCGAACCUCCCCUCUACCUCCUUCGACCUGGGCAACCUGAAUGAGCAUAAUUUCCCUAUUGAGCAUGAUGCCAGCUUGAAUCGGGCGGAUAAUUAUGAGAAUAAUGGAGAAAAUCAUUCGUUCAACCGAACGAUUUUUAAAUCGGCCUUGGCGUAUUACGACGGGAUGAAUGCUACGAGUAUUCCGGUUGCUGCUGAGGCGAAGUAUAAUCGGGUCAUUACAGAAGGGAAGCGGGGUCCAAAGUUCAUUUAUACACCGCAGCAGUUUAUCCUUUCUUAUGAGGAGACUGCCAUUUAUAUUUCUGUGAUGGGUGAUCUCAUUUACGGGGCUGCUCCUGUUGAAUAUGUUCAUGUCUCCUUUGAUGGGUCGUGCUAUCAGGUGAGACUUCCGUAUGUUGAGGGAUGGAGACCUCCUACCAAGCAGACGAAUUUGUUGACCUUGGGCGACAUGGUUUUCUCUCGCAAUGCAGCGAAUGGAGAAGUGAUUCCUGAGGGAUUGGAAUUUACAACGAAUACCUUGAAAUUGGCGUUCGGGGGCUAUGAUCCCAUCAUCGGACUACUAGUGCACGUAUUAUGA